AUGACCAGGCGACCCAAGGAUGAAAGAAGCUUUCGUCCGACCUUCAAGUCCGGAACGAAAACCCGAAAAAAAGGGGGCGGCGAAACCGAUUGGCGAGAUCAAAGAUAUACUCAAGCUAGCGGGGGAGUUCAAGGAGAUGGUGACCCAAAUGGCCUUCGAGAAAUUCGAUUUUCACCAAUGGUUCAGGUCGAGGCUGUCAUGCUGGAGUGCACGGGAGCCACACCUCGCCCGCUGGACACCUCGCCACCCGCUCCGCUGAGCCCCCGUGCCUGUAGAAAAAACAACGCCCCAGCAUCGGUGGUGGCGGGCAGCAACUAUAAGGCUCCUACACGGGUGGCUCCACCCUCAAACGAACGUCUGGGAUCUGGUCCCGAAGACACCCUCAAAGAACGAGCACCCGAGAUAGGGGAUGAUCUUCAGACGCAAGGGACGGACGUCAGCACUCUCGCUUCCACGGACAGUCCAAUACCUCACUUAGCGCGCAACGUGGUCUUGGAGUUCGGAGAUCUGAUCGGAGAGCGAGUGGCUCGUGCGGCGUUGAAUCGGGCUGCGGCGUUUGGAGAGGAGAGGGUCGACCCUCGUACGGUGGUUGCCGUGGAGAGAGCUGCUGUGGCCAAGCUGCAAAAUCCGAGAGUGGUAGGGCAGGGAGCGCUUCCCCGGGAGCCUGAAAGGAAUGAUAAGGAUCGUGGGACGGAGCAAGGCGAGCUGCUAGCGUUCACCGAUCUAGGCAGGAAGGACGUGGAUCGCACGAGGAAGGUGUGGGCUCUGGCACGACUCGUCAACACCCACCACCCCCCUCCCGGCCAAGGCGAGCUGUGGAACUUCGACAACAGGAGAUAUUGGGACGUUUUGCCGCAACACGUCGUGCAGCAAGUGCUGCGAGUUGAAAAUGGAACUGAACCACUGUGCCUUCGACAAUACUACCCGCUGAACUUCAGACCGUCUUUCAAGGAUUGGGCAAGCAUGGUCGCUGCCAAAGAUUCAAGCUACACCCCACGAACCCUUGUGGCCUUGGGGGCUCUGAUGGAUAUUUCCAAGGCAGACCUCGAUCGCGCCAAGACUAAGAGCAUCAAGCUCUUCCCGGCAGACCACUCUCUUGUGGUGAUGAGCGGUUUCGUCGCCACUUCACAACGAUGGCUAUCGGUGUUUAAGGAUCAACAUGUCAUGGGCCUUCGGCUCACGGACAAAUCCGACAAUACAUCACCGCGGGGUCGCACAGGCGAAUCUCAUGGAGUGGACACGAAGGGCACCAAUGCCAAUCGACAAGUGGGCAUGAAGUUUGUGCUGGACUCUAAACGCAGCCCCGGCGGAAAGUGCCUUAGUGGCUUCGUACCAGAGGCUGCAAAGGACGAGUUUGCUCGUGCCGUAGUGGGGAAGGGUACGGUCGUGCGGUACAUGCGGGACGGCAGCAUCCAGAUGCUCUUCGUGACAGGAGACGUGGUUGUUCGCAAUGGUGAAGAAACAAUUCUGACAGACAAGUUUGGGAAGCGCUUCAGGAAAACACAAACCCCCGUUUCUCCGGCUGCUACUGGAAACGUCAACAACCCAACACCACCCGCAAAAGGCAAAGCCUCCAGAGCCACACCCCCUCCAAACGUUCUUCAAGCCUCCUGCACGGAAUGGGUUCCCAUCCCACCCUCAACGCACAAGCAAUCAUCCGGUCAGCCCAGCAUCGCAAACAAAGAUAAACAUGAUGACCGGACAGGUCCAACCUCGAGCGGCUUUAGUGCAUCGAAAAUGCCGGACGAUGGAACGCCUGUGACGGAUGUGGAAACCGGUGCCACUGUGUGGUGCCCCCCCGGCGGAAAUGGAAGGGUGAUCGUCGAGUACGAAGAUGAACUGACGGUGACCAGACACGCCGACGGGACCACGCAGAGGUGGCGCCAAGGGAAAGAGGACGGGGGUGCUGCUGCCGCGGGAUUGAUUCUGGUGGAAUGUCCUGGGUUUGCGUCGGUGGAGGUGGACAUCGAAGUCGAGGAAAUGUGCUCGAAGCACGCUAGGAGGAAGCCCGUCACCAUCACCCGGGGAGGCAACAGAGUUCGGCUCAGGGCCGUGAUGCCCAACGGAGGUGUGACGUUAGUGUCGUACGACACGAGAGUCACUUCUCAGGUCUGCGGAAGGGUGGUCUACGUGCACAGCGACAACACCGAGGUUAUUGCCAACGACAAAGGGGAAGUGGUGGUGCGUCCAAGAGGAAUGUGGGAGGGCGAGCCCGUACAUGGUAAGUUGGCCGGACCGAACUCGUCCAUGCCCCCGAACUGCGAGCAGCCAGACCUUCUUGUCGGGACUUAUAAGUUCGACUGCCUCAAAGGAGUUAUGGAAUCAGAAGAUACCGAUAGGAACCGCUUCGUCGUGGACGUGACGAAGACGGCCUUCCUGCGGGAAGACUUUUCCAUCUCCAGGGAAGGCGGGUCCACAGCUGACGGUGCCACCAGCCCCACUUCACCCAAGGAGAAACCAGAGAAGAGCAAGCGAGGUUCGAGCCGACCUUCCAGCGGGAAGUCCAACGGCGUGUCGAUUGACCUGGCUGGAGAAACAGCCGGCAUGCGAUCUGAGGCCCUUGUCAACGAACCCUUGGAGCCUCGCUUGUUCAUCUACCGUCGAGAUGGCUCCGCCCUAGAGUUGCUUCGGAACGACGACGCGAGAACGUGGUGUGAGCGUCUUGCACCCAUAUCCCCAUCUCAGUCGCAGCAGCAACAGCCCCGACUCGGGGUGAACAAGGACAACCAUGACAAUAGGAGGCGAUCGUUGGAUGGGCCAGCCCGGGCAGUGGAUGUGCGUGAACAAGACUGUUGCCCGGACCCACAUUCGCACGGGGCGCGGCAGCUGAGCUUCUACGUUCCUGUGUUACCGACGCCUCGAGGGGAAGGCUCGUUCGCGGCUCUCCUUCAGCAUUGGCCAGGCCGGGUUUUCGGAAAUGAUUACGAUCACACGGAAAACGUCGGAUCUAAGUCGAGCUGGAGAACGAGACCCCUGCCUCUAGCCGCCAGAGCAAGAUUGGGGGCACAAGUCGGGAUUCCUGCCCGUGGAUGUAGCACGGCGAUGGAGGCAUGUAUUCGCAGGGUCUGGCUAGAGCACCCCCCUCUCUCGACCACGGCGGCUGAGGGACUGAGGCAGUCUUUGGCCGAAUGGGAAGCCUGGAAGCAAUCAAGGAUAGCACAGAUCGACCGUUUCCUCGUGAGUGAUCCCCGACCGACGGAAGAGGUAGAGGCACAACGGUCAGUGCAAAAGAUGAUCCGAAAGGCUUUCCGCGAGGCCAAGGCUGCCAAGCAAAAGGCCAAAGAGAAGGCCAGGGCCGCAAGAGCACAGGCAGCGAAGGAGCAGGCGGCGGCGGUAAGAAUGUGUUUUGUAUUGUGUUUAGAAGUUUCUGCCGCUUCGGGCCCAGGUGUGUUGUGUGCUCCAGCUGAAUAUAUUGCGCACGUCGAAAGACGAAGUGCUUGCAUGGAAUACGAGAAGAUAAACGUUGGGUAGCACCCGUAACGGCAUCAGCCACAACAUAUUUCAUUCUCUGGGGGGUGUUU
Ectocarpus siliculosus is the source of this 3521-nucleotide messenger RNA. The record is from the annotation of a GenBank genome assembly. NCBI's taxonomy places the organism in Eukaryota, Phaeophyceae, Ectocarpales, Ectocarpaceae.